Messenger RNA from Xenopus tropicalis (tropical clawed frog), 2477 nucleotides. RefSeq names its product dopamine receptor D5 (gene drd5). NCBI's taxonomy places the organism in Eukaryota, Metazoa, Chordata, Amphibia, Anura, Pipidae. Gene Ontology annotation, cellular component: membrane; organelle; plasma membrane bounded cell projection. Gene Ontology annotation, biological process: signal transduction; adenylate cyclase-activating G protein-coupled receptor signaling pathway; synaptic transmission, dopaminergic. The transcript has a single exon. The coding region runs from base 664 to 2031 and encodes 455 amino acids. Gene Ontology annotation, molecular function: dopamine neurotransmitter receptor activity; G protein-coupled receptor activity. The record is from RefSeq and is a predicted model, not a curated record.
CAGUAGCAGAAGCAGCAGCAGUAGAAGCAGUAGAAGACUGCACAGAAUAGCAUGAGUGAGGCAGACAGGAAUAGCCAGGCGCUGUACCCAGAGUGGGAGGUGGAGAGGGGAAGCGAUUGCCUUAAGGCAGCUAUGAGUGUCCCGUAUGUCACACUUGCUACUGCCGCAUCUGGAGUGACGUGCUGCCUGUCCCCUGAGGUACACACGGAGCCACUGGGCAGCGACUUUCCUCUUGCGUAAAAUGACAGAUUUAUUCCUUACAAUAAGAAGCAUUAAACGGAGUCCUUGAGCCAGCAGGACGGGCUGCAUUCCUCUGUCAAGUCGCUGCGCUUUGGAAGGACUGAGACGCACGCAAGGAGACUUUCCAGGACAGUUCCCCCAAGUUCUUCCCUUUGUGCAUAAUGUUUAACCAAGACUGAGCAGCCCCCCGAGUGCACCCCCGGCCUCAGUAAUGAUGCAUGAAGGAGAAAGGUUUGUGGGCGCCGCUUCAUCCAAACGCGCUUCUCAUCCAGUCUGUGCGGCGUUGUGCGGCUGCGAUCCGACAGUUGCACAUUCAGCACCAAGCGGGGCUUUCCAGCUUUCCCAAGCUUGUCAAGAAGAUAACGCAGGGGGUUAGACCCCGACUUCUCAUGGGGGGCUGACGUGUAACCGGGGCGCUGGAAUAUGUACCAGCCUUUUCAGCACUUGGACAGCGGUCAAGUCGCCUGCUGCGAGUCGCCAGAGAUGCUCAUGAACUCCACCGUGUCCCACGAAUCGCAGCAGAGGAAAGAGCUGGUGGCGGGGCAGAUAGUAACUGGGAGCCUCCUUCUCCUUCUCAUCUUCUGGACGCUUUUUGGCAACAUCUUGGUCUGCACAGCGGUCAUGCGAUUUAGACACCUGCGCAACAGGGUGACCAACAUUUUUAUCGUUUCUCUGGCUGUCUCAGAUCUACUGGUCGCCCUGUUGGUGAUGCCUUGGAAAGCUGUAGCUGAGGUGGCAGGUCACUGGCCCUUUGGGGCAUUUUGUGAUAUCUGGGUGGCCUUUGACAUUAUGUGCUCCACCGCCUCCAUACUCAACCUGUGUGUCAUCAGCGUUGAUAGAUACUGGGCAAUCUCCAGCCCCUUCAGGUAUGAGAGGAAGAUGACCCAGAGGGUGGCUUUGCUGAUGAUCAGCGCUGCAUGGGCGCUCUCUGUAUUAAUAUCAUUUAUACCAGUGCAGCUGAGUUGGCACAAAAGUGAAACAGAUGACCACCUAUUGAGUAAUCAGUCAACUGGCAACUGUGACUCCAGUCUGAACAGGACUUAUGCUAUCUCCUCCUCCCUGAUUAGCUUUUACAUCCCUGUGGCUAUCAUGAUUGUGACCUACACUAGGAUAUAUAGGAUCGCCCAGAUUCAGAUCAGGAGGAUCUCCACCUUGGAAAGAGCUGCUGAACAUGCUCAAAGCUGUAGGAGCAACAGGGUGGAUUGCAGGCACCACCAGAGUAGCCUGAAAACUUCCAUCAAAAAAGAGACCAAAGUUCUAAAGACCCUGUCCAUCAUUAUGGGAGUGUUUGUGUGUUGCUGGCUACCCUUUUUCAUUUUGAACUGCAUGGUUCCAUUCUGUGACAGGUCUUCUGGCCACCCACAGGCAGGGCUUCCUUGUGUAAGUGAGACCACUUUUGACAUCUUUGUCUGGUUUGGUUGGGCUAACUCUUCCUUGAACCCAAUCAUCUAUGCUUUCAAUGCUGACUUCAGAAAGGUCUUCUCCAGCCUUCUGGGCUGUGGCCACUGGUGUUCCACCACCCCCGUGGAGACUGUCAACAUCAGUAACGAGCUUAUUUCCUACAACCAAGAUACCAUAUUCCACAAGGAUAUCGUAACGGCUUAUGUCAACAUGAUUCCCAACGUUGUGGAUUGUAUAGAUGACAAUGAGGAUGCUUUCGACCACAUGUCCCAGAUAUCUCAAACCUCUGCAAACAAUGAGCUGGCCACUGAUUCCAUGUGUGAACUUGACAGUGAAGUGGAUAUCUCCUUACACAAAAUAACACCAUCCAUGCCAAACGGUAUACAUUAAGCCCAAGGGUGUAUUUAUUCAGGAUGAUAAUAUAUUUGAUUGUAUAUCUCGAAUUUGCCUUGAUAAUUGUUGUUUUACCUACACCUGGGCAAUGCUUUAUUCAGUAGGCAACCUCAGCUAUAUAUUAACAAACUACAACUCCCAGUAUCCCCACAUAACAUGAUCUAUUGUAGGAAGGUGUAGUUCUGCAACAUCUGGUUUGGUUCUGUGAUAUACUACUAGGGUAUAAUAUGCAGGUAUGGGACCUUUUAUGCAGAAUGCUUGGUGCCUGGGGUUUUCCGCAUAAGGGGUCUUUCCAUAAUUUGGAUAUCAAUAUCUUAAACAUAUUAAGAAAUCAUUUAGAUAUUAUUUUAACCCAAUGGGGUUGUUUUAACCCCCAAAGGAUUAAUUAUAUCUUAGUUGGGAUCAAGUACAGGUACUGUUUUAUUAUUACAGAGAAAAGGGAA